Molecule: messenger RNA, 687 nt
Organism: Zerene cesonia (dogface butterfly)
Lineage: Eukaryota; Metazoa; Arthropoda; Insecta; Lepidoptera; Pieridae
Exons: 1
Coding region: 1-687 (228 amino acids)
Source: RefSeq, a predicted model, not a curated record
AUGUGUCGAACGGUGCACGCGGUCUUACAAACCGUAAUAUGCGGUAUCCAAAUGCUUGUACGUGUCUUUAUGACCGUCAUUCUCAUGUUGGAGAAUCUGAUUCGAAUGAUACUACAGACCCUGUACAACUUCAUAUCGUUCCUUCUCCAAAUGAUAUCCUUGAUACCGAUAUGCGCAGUGUUCUUGCUUACGGCACGAUUGAAAUGUUUUAUGUGCGGCGGCGGUGGACCCUGCCCAGUCAACAGAGGAGGUGCUUGCGACUGCAUCAUGUCCGCUAUCGCGAUUAUCAUACUUUUCUUCAUCUUCAGAGCGACGGGCGUUUUAGACAAAAUAUUCUACAGUUUAGGCUACAUUAAAACCCGGAGCACCCAAUUAAGAUUCGUACCCACUCCUGGAGAUAUAACGGAGUGUUCGCGAAACGAAAGCGAUUAUACAGAUGAAACUGAUACGACAACGUAUUCUGAACCAACCUUCCUAUAUUAUGAGGCCCUAUCAACAGCUGAUACGUCAAAUGAUAACCCAACUCAGGAAUAUCUUUUAGAAGCUGAUGCGGAACCCGUAUCUGAACCCACAGAUGAAAGGAACACUGUGUUACGGAAUAAUUUCUUUUUCCCGAAACAAUUAGGGCAAACUGAAAAUCCCAAUAGCAACAAGAAUUGGACUACAAUAUUAUCUAACUUAAUAUGA